UAGAACUUCACUGGAAGAUGAGACCAGAUCUUCUGAAAAUGAAAGAGGUUGCCCUUAUUUACCUUGAUAGGAGUGGUGGCCUUCAGAAAUUUGUGGAUGAUUGCAAACAAUAUAAUGACUCAAAGCAAACUUGCGCAGUCUAUCGAUUCAUUAUUUCGGUAAAUCCUUCUGAUAUUGCUGAGUUGGAUGCAGCUCUUGGAAAUCAGAUUCUGCACAAACCCAUGAAAGCUGCACAGAUUUUUCAGUCGGUCUGUUUCAUAGCUAUUAAAACACUGUCGUUAAUUGAACAAUUACAGACAGAGGCCCAAAUUAAUAUAGUGUUGAAACCAACACACUUGCCUCCUCUGCCAAGUUAUGUUCUCAGCCUUUGUGAGUUUCCACUUGAUUACAUGUCUCAGAGAUUUUAUAUGUCAGAGGGAAUAGUGAUUGCAAUGGGAACUGUAAUGAAAUACACACAAGGAGCAAGAUUCCUUUGUUCUGAGGAAACCUGUCCAUUUUCUGAAGGGUUUAAUUAUAUAAGAGUGCAUAUACCUGGAGCUACAGAGUCUGCAACAGUGAGGAAUGAUUUUGUAUGCAGUUUAUGUGCUUCACCACUGCGAGAAGAUAUGAAAUUUAGAGUACUUGGUGAUAAACAGCUAGUUGAAAUGAUAGAUGCAAAAGCUCUGAGUGCUUUCCAAGGGUAUUCCAACAAUAAACCACAUUUCAGGAUUCAGUCUUUUACAGUUUUCCUAAGAGAUGAAUUGUCGAACAAAAUGAAAAUAGGAAACAGGUAUAGGUUUAUAGGAAUUCCAGCCUUUGUACAAAACUGCUCACAAGUUACAGUCUGUAUAGAAGUCAACAGUAUACAGCUCUGUAGUCCAGAAGGUACUACUUGUAUCAGUGAGAAUUUUAAGUAUCUGCUCUCCUUGACUUCAAGUUCAUGUUGGAGGUUUACAGCCAUACUUGCCAACAUCUUUGCUUCUCAAGUUGUCCCACCAGGCACUUACAAUACUCUUAAACUGUCCAUACUGUUGAGUCUAGUCCAGACAUAUGACGGAGACAGUGAGAAAGCAGAUUACCUGGAUCUUUUGGUUGUGACCAGUGACACUCUAAUAGCAGAUAGGCUUUUGAAUUACAGUGUUUGUCUUGUAGCCCGUGGCAUACGGCACCCAGCAUCUAAUGACAUUUUUCCUACUGUGUCCAAAGAUAAGCAUGGAACUGGAACUGCUAGCAUUCAGGCUUGCAGUGCUCUGCUGGCCAAAGGUGGUAUCUGCUUCAUAGGAGAUUUGUUGUCACAUAAAAAGGAUAAACUUGAACUUCUGCAGUCAGUGCUUGAGAGCAGAACCACUACAGUAUUUAUUCCUGGAAAGAAGUACGGAGAAGAUGUUGACCAGCAAGUUAUUCUUCCAAUUCAGACCAGUUUCUGGACUUUUGUAGAUGAGGAUUCAUCUUCCAAAAAAUAUGUACAAAAGGAUAACACUCUAAUUGGCAAGCUGGACUUGAGAUCAGUAUCUGCUAACCUUAUGGAUGCUUUUGGGCUGCUGAUACACUGCAAUGAAUUAUCUUGCCAGCCAACUCUUCCUCUUUUGGAUCACAUCGUGAAAAAAGCCAUUGAUCCAGAAGUACCUUAUAUAAUCUCCCAGCAGUUCAGAACACAAGAUUAUGAAGAGCUUAUUGUAUUUGCUAAGAAUUUGCAAGUAGAACUCAGUUCAGAAGCAGAAAGACUCAUUCAUGGCUACUACCUAGCAAGUCGCAGAGUCAGAACAGAUUCUAUUCAUGGAUCAAAACUAUCAACGUCUGCACUGAAAAUCCUGGUUUCAUUGUCUGAAGCACACACUAAGCUGAGUUUAAGGAGGAAAGUACUUGAGGAAGAUGUGUUGAUUGCUGUCUUGUUAUUUGAAUCAUCUGUCACUUUAAAACAUGGUGCCUCUGUAUUUUGUGUAGCUCCAAAUGCAGUGUUUCCAUUUGACCUCAUUGAUGAAAACUCUCUGCAGCAAAGAGAUGUUUAUCUGAUGCAGUGCCAUCAGCAACUGUUACAGUUUAUUGCCACGUAUGGCCCUCGAACACAUGUUACUACUAGUGAAGAAUAAAGAACCCAUUCUGAAAGCAGAGCUUGUUCCUACUUCAAUGUUUUGAUUUUUUUGGAAAAUGUAAACAAAUUUAAAGUUUUAGAGUGAUGCUACUGCAAAAUGUAUAUGAAAAUUCAUACUCCUCUGGAUAAAAGUUUGUAACCACCUCAAAAUUAAACAACAUUGCAUGUUAAGUUUCUCAGACUGAACAUACCACUAGACUUGUGGCUUCUCAAAGCUGUGACCUCUAAAGAGAAGAUGACCCAGAGAAGAAAAGCAAAGCAAAGCACCAUACUCAUGCUGCUGGAAAUACUAAGUAGGUGACAAUGCUCAUGACCCCAUAAAUAUUAAAAUGUACCAAGUGAAUGGUAGUGAGAAACGUAUUGGGAAUGAGAGGAAAACAAAAGUUUAAAUAAAACUUGGUUUAAAAAAAAAAAAAAAA
Messenger RNA from Dermochelys coriacea (leatherback sea turtle), 2490 nucleotides. RefSeq names its product minichromosome maintenance domain containing 2 (gene MCMDC2). Bases 18 to 2069 code for a protein of 683 amino acids. Gene Ontology annotation, molecular function: single-stranded DNA helicase activity; DNA binding; ATP binding. Gene Ontology annotation, biological process: double-strand break repair via break-induced replication. Lineage: Eukaryota; Metazoa; Chordata; Testudines; Dermochelyidae. The record is from RefSeq and is a predicted model, not a curated record. The transcript is spliced from 14 exons.